Periophthalmus magnuspinnatus is the source of this 429-nucleotide messenger RNA. RefSeq names its product intraflagellar transport protein 172 homolog. Gene Ontology annotation, biological process: intraciliary transport. The transcript has 3 exons. Gene Ontology annotation, molecular function: protein binding. The record is from RefSeq and is a predicted model, not a curated record. Bases 1 to 429 code for a protein of 142 amino acids. Lineage: Eukaryota; Metazoa; Chordata; Actinopteri; Gobiiformes; Gobiidae. Gene Ontology annotation, cellular component: ciliary basal body; intraciliary transport particle B; axoneme.
AUGUUAUCCUGUGUGCAGGGUAAGCUGCUGGUUCACCCGUGCCCUCCGUACGCUCUGGCCUGGGGCUUGAACAGUUUCUUGAUUGGUGGAUAUGAUCAGAGGAUUGUGGCGUACAGCAGAGAGGGGCACGUGCUGCAGACGUUUGACCACAGCCGUGACCAGAGUGAGAGGGAGUUCAGCGCAGCAGUGUCGAGCCCCAGCGGUCAGAGCGUGGUGUUUGGCAGCUACGACAGGCUGCGAGUGUUUAACUGGGCUCCGCGCAGAGGCAUGUGGGAUGAGGCCAAACCUAAAGAGAUCCCAAAUCUGUACACCAUCACCAGCCUGGCCUGGAAGAGGGAUGGCUCCAAGCUCUGCGCUGGGACUCUGUGUGGAGGAGUGGAGCUGUUCGACUGCUGUCUGAGGAGAACCAUCUAUAAAAAACAAGUUUGA